Molecule: messenger RNA, 2079 nt
Organism: Suillus discolor
Lineage: Eukaryota; Fungi; Basidiomycota; Agaricomycetes; Boletales; Suillaceae
Exons: 9
Coding region: 1-2079 (692 amino acids)
Source: RefSeq, a predicted model, not a curated record
AUGCCUGAUAGCCCGAAGAAAAAGCGGACUAAGUGGAAAGCUGCUGACAAUGAUCUCACAGGCAUUAAGUCAAAGAGAUCGCGAGCUCCCGACACAGACGACUCUCAAAACCCUCGACGUUCGGGAUGUCCAGGCGUGGGGAAGGGAGGCAGGAACACUCAGCUAGAGCGACUAGACACUAUCUUGGAUGCUCCAACGCAGACUAGCCAGCCCAAGGGCUCUCACUCCCUCGAUCCGACUUUCCCAAUAAACCCUGUCGCUCCUGAACCGCCCCGCAAGAGUCGCAGAAAACGUUCAAAGAAAAACCAGCCCCCUCACCCAUAUGACAUCUCGGAGCAACCGGUUCCAAACUCUACGAUUCCAAAUGCCACGACUCCCAAUGCCACGACUCCCAAUGCCACGACUCCCAACACCACGAUUCCCAAUGCCAAGAUUCCCAGACCGCGGCCUAAAAAAAAGACUGUUACUCCUCCCCUGAGUGUGGAGACAGUGAGCAGCCAGCCCAUUUUUUUACAACGCGAAGAUGGCGGACGGUUUGGAUUGUCUCAGCCCAUUGUACCCCCUGGCACAGAACCUGACCUCCAGGUGUUAAACAACUCGUUCGUAGCCGCAGCUAAGGCAACAUGCGUGGCUUCCAACGCCUCCCAAUGUCAGCUUUCUGUCAGUGCUUCUAAUACAGCUGGCGGUCAUCUCGCUACUAGUGGUGGACCUUUACCACAGACAGCAGUCUCAAGAAUGGCCUCAACUACCUCAGCAGAUGCCCACUUUUACCAUAAUUUGGACCCUGCCCUCCGGCCAACUGGAUCCCAACUUAGGGAAUCUGGAAGUUCUGACUCUAGCGAGGGUGACAGUUCCUCUGACGAUGGUAGCGAAGAUGAGCACAUUGGUUGGGGGACAGUUGGUGGGCGUCAUAGCGCGCACCCUGGUUUUUCUGGGGAAGAGCAACCACCCCAACCUCGGGUUGUGUCUGCUCUUCCGCCAGAUUUUGAAUUUCAAUAUUCACGCGAUGAAGAUGACCAAGUGGCCGAGAAAACAUUGGCAGUCAAUGGCAACUCAAGCGAUAGUAAUUCAUCGAUGGACGACAGGAAUUCUCCCGAGCCCGAAGAUGUCUUGAAACUUCACCACAAGAAGAAUGGCCAUCCCCGGUUGCCUGAUCCUGAACUCUUAGACCUUCUCCAAAGCGCUGAGACAAACACUGGCAAGUCCAAGGCGAACGCACAGGCAGUCAAAGGCGCAGCAAAAUCUAAGGAGGUGGAAGGGCCUAAUGCUACCCAACUGGGUUGGUAUGGUCCCCGCUGGAGAAGCUUCCUCGAGGACGCCAAGGGAGGAUGCUGUGCGCAGCAAGCAUUAGAAAACCCCUUCCCAAAGCUCGUCGACGAUCUGCCAGUCUCUAUCACAGAAUCUCUUUCAGUGUCACUAAUACAAUGGCUCAAAAACGGCGGACAAGUUGAAGCUGACGUGUGGCCUGCUCACAAGCCUGGCAUGGCGAGGCUGUUGUAUGAUGAUUUAGCAACGUGGUGUUCUGACCUCAAGAAGAUCGCUAUUGCCAUCACACCUUCUGCGUAUAAUCUUGUCCCCCCAGCCACCAUUCCCGUCCAGGAGCGCACAGCUUGGGUUGAAAACGCCACUACUGAUUUGCUGGAUGAUUCAAUGUUUCUUUGUGACGGAGUGGAUGAAUUUGGGAAAACCAAGAACUUUGCUCACCCUGGACUUCACGAGGGUGCGAUACUUUUCUUGUAUACUGGAUCCUAUCAUAUUGCUCGCAGGCGGCCCGAUAUAUUUCAGAAGGAGAUACCAUUGACCUGCUUAGCUCUCAUCUGCACAAUGUUCAAUUGCGUCUUCGAUGGUCUCGUUAAGAAUGGAAACGGAAAAUCUUUCCCGAAGUUCACUGCUAAGGAGUACGAGCCCAUUUAUAAAGCAAUGCUCAAGCUUCUUCAAGAUGUCAUGGACGACCCCUACCAUGGUCCAAGGCUAGCGCAACAGCUUCGUGCAUGGGCCGAAGCUGGAUGGACGGAGUCCUGUAAGCUCGACGGCAUUGACCCAUCGAAGCGCCGCCACCUGUGCAUCCAGCUUGAUUGA